CCCCCGCCCCCACCCCUCCGGAAACGUGUGAUUAGUCCGUGCCGGUCCCCCAAGUCCCCCGGCCCCGAGAUGGGCGCUCACUGGAUAUUCUGCCUCCUCUUCGUCUUCACCAAAUUCGGAUUUUAUUGUCAGAUGGCGCCUGCGGCUGCGGGCUCUGAGCUGAAGCAAUGGACUCCCGGGGUCGGUAGCUCCUUCCGGAUGGAAUCGACGCUGCUCCUCAACGAGAAGGACGCCCGGACGGGAAAAGACGUCGGGUACCAGGUCCAAGGAGCCGUCACCGUCGCCUGCGUCUGGCAGAACCCCGACCCCUACGCCACCCCUGACAAGCUCCUCAAAAUCGAGCUCCAAUACCCGCAGUUGCUCAUCAAAUCGCGAAAAGCCCCCGCACCAGAAGGAUUUGUAACACACGGCUCGAAAUUAGAUUCCCUGAAAAACGGACCGAUAUUUGUUCAUUGGGUCAAUGGCAAAAUCAAGAAUGUGUACACAGUUUCAGGGGAAGACCCUGCUAUUGUCAAUUUGAAAAUUGCUGUCGCCUCUCUCUUUCAGUAUCAAAUUGGUGACAGUGAAGGACCAAAGGAAGAAAUGGAUGCAUCUGGAGUAUGCAAAACUUCUUACGUGUCUAUUGAUUCCCAUACUCUCCUCAAACGGAAAAGCAAUUGCAAAUUACUUCCACCCUUACCAUUUGUUCAGCAUCCAGAGAAGGUGUGGAGUGCGGAUGUUGACUCUAAACGAGAAGUUUUCUUUGAGUUCAACAAGGACCUUAGCCAGAUAAAAAGAAUUGCCUCUGAGGAGAGUCAUGUCUUUCAUGUCGCAGCCCGUGAAGAUGUUGGAAGUAUAAUCACUGCCAGACUUCAACUUUUGAAUUCAGGUAUUCCGUUCGAGGCCUCUGUUGCUGAUGCUCCAAGUGUAGAUCAAGCUGUACAAGUUCUCAGCAAAGAGUUGAGACUUUCGCUAUCAGCACAAUACUUAACGCUUCAGAGAGAAGUUCUGUCUUGUCAAGACGAUGCUGACUCCUGUCCCAAUUUAGCAAAGCUUAUCAAAGAGAAUCGGGAGGCACUGCAUGGCAAGAAUUUUGGAACAACGAGAUCAGCUUCACUUUUCAUCAAACUCAUCAAAGCAGUGAGGAAUGGGAAGAAGGAGGAAAUCAUUAAAGUCAUGAAACACUCCAAAAAUGCCAAUCUUCUGCCUCAGUUGUAUGAUGUGUUGGGAACAGCUCAGACAAUGACUGCUCACGAAGCUGCGAUGAAGCUACUCAACUUGAACAGUGAGGCAGAUGUUGAUAAGGCUGAAAGGUAUUUUUGGGCACUAGCUCUGGGUUCACAACCGCUGCAGGCUGUGAUUCAAGAUUUGUCAGCAUUAAUUGAGAAACCAAUCAAAAGUGACAAGUUACGAGAAACAAUGACGCUGACUUUGGCAGCUAUGGCAAACCGAUUUCUGCAAUUAAAAGAGUCGGAUACCACACUCAAUAAACAGUUGAAGGAACGAGAAGAGGUGGUAGCAGUUCAAAAAUUAUUGUCUAAAAAAUUAUCCGCAUGCAAAGACACAGAUGAAUUUUGCCAACUGAUGUACCUUCGAGCUAUGAAAAAUCUCGGCAAUGAAACCUCAAUCCCUCAAGUACUUGAGUUUGCUUUCAAAGGAUCACGAAAAGUGAGUGUUGCAGCAAUGAAAACGCUGAAGUCCUUUCCCUCCAAGUUCUGGGAUGCAAAUGUUUUGAGGUCAGCAGAGAAAAUCUACUUCCAGCUGAGCAAGCUUUUUGAUAGCAGUGCUCGAACACUGGCCAUUGACAUUUUGUUAGAGUCUAAUCCAUCUGAUGCGACUCUUAAACACCUACUUUUCUCACUAACAUCAAGUGAUCCUGUUUAUGAGGUCAAACAGUAUUUGCUUCAGCGAUUGAGACAAUUUGCAGACAAUGAUGCUGAGUUUGCAGCAAGGAUAAAGAGGAUCGUAAACUCAGCUGGACUUAACCACUAUGGAGCAUUGGCGCAACGUGGAAUGACAACUGCUUUUACAAGACCCUUUAUGAGUCACCCUAGUGCCAAUGGCUCAUUACUCACAAUUCAAGAAGUCUCUGGAGGAAUACUCAAGAGAGGGAUUGUGGAUGUUGUGAUUGAUAGCAAAGAAAAAUCUCACACUAUUUUCAGUUUGGGAUUAUUUGCUGGAGGUCUGAGUUCGUUUGUCUCCUCAGAUGACUCAACAAAUUCACCUGAGGAAGGUGAGGAAGCAGCAACAGCAGGCAUGGAGCUGACAGUCAUGGGAGUUCAAAUUCGGCCUUUUGUCUUUUUCAAUGGUCAGGGAGAGCUUAUGGGCCAUGUCUGGUCCGGAACUGGAUCAGAGAAAACACCUGCUUAUCAGGCUUUAGGAUUAUUGCAAGAUUCGCUUCUUUACAUUCCUCUGGGCACUGGUACGGUUGCCCAAAUUACCUUGCUGGGAGGUAUCUCAUUUGAUCUUUCUGGGCAGAUUCAAUUUAGUCUUUGGAAUCGAAAUGCUCACUCACUAGUAGAAAAAAAUGCUGGUGUAUCAUUACAAGGACUCGUGAAAGUUGAUUCUGCUUAUGUCAGGAGUCAAAUAGAAUUUCAAGUAGGAACAGAAGUCAAACUGAAUUUAGUUUCUGACAUAGACUUCUAUAGCAAAGUUGCUCUCUGUAUGCAGCUGAAACAAUUAGAUUCAUUAAUUAGGCAUAAUAUCUUCAAAGUUGAGAGAAUCCCUGGGAGCAAGCACAGGCUACGAAAGUCAACAUAUCGAUUUGUCAAAGUUCCUGGACGAUGUUAUUAUCUCAACCAGAAAAAUAAUGAUAUGUGUCGUGUCAUAUUUAAAAAUACGUAGCAAGUCAUUGAGUAACAAACAACAUUAGGAACAAAUUUUUAAUUUAUGCUCAGUCAUUUUCUGACUCAGGGUUGCCUAGUUCCUAAAAGGCAUGUCUUUUAAUAGGAACUCUAAGGUCAUUUUUUUCCUUCCUUUUUUUUUGUAAAUGAGUAACAGAAAAGUCUUUUGCUUGCAUUUUAGCAUUUUUGUCGGAAGAAAUCUAGAAUUUCAUGCUCUCUCUAGUUUAUAUACCAAUUGAAAUUCUGACAUCUUUAAAGAAUCUCAUUAAUUUUUACUGUAGGUAUCCAGAUCUUAUGGUUAUAUUUACUGUGAUGAAUUUGAAAAGGAAAUUACAUAGUUAUUUUUGAUUAUGUUCGUUUUCCCUAACUAUCUCAUUAGUAUGGGCCUUUCCUCUGCAGCUAAAGAAAAAAAUAUUCCACCUUGAGUGCGCCAUCUUUUGCGCAUGAUACAUUUGAUGACUGAAGUAAAAAAAUGUAUCUCAGAUUUUGAAGUUGUUCUCUGCCCAUGUUUUUUUUUUUUUUUUUUUUUUUUUUUUUUAUUAAUAUUUAUAUAUAUAAAGAAAAAGAACCAACAUUUUCUAUUGAGACUUUCUAAGAAUUUUCCCUAUUUCUUCCAAAGAAAAAAAAAUUAAGGAAACAACUCAACGAAAAUAAAAUUUAGGUAAUCAGAGAUUGGUAGAUAUUGCAAUUAAAGUGUUAAGGACUUCCUCAAAAUAUAUGAGAUUUGAACGUAACUUAUUUAAAGCUUUGGAAAAGUGGCUUUGUACAUUUUGGCCAUAAAUUUCGCAUUGGAGCGUUGUAUCAACGUAAAAACAUGACAGUUCAUUUCCAAAGAUGUGCUGAUGCUGUAUAAUUGAUUUUCAUAACAAAGACCUAUUUUACAGUAUGCCCUUUCACAAGCAAACUCUUCAAUUGAGAUUCGCAUUUAGCCAUUGAAAUAUUUAUAUUAUGAUGAUUCGUCUCAUCAUUGGAUGAAAUUGUUAAACCAUUUUAUUCUUAAAGAUAAGCUUUAAAUUUCAUAGAAAAUGUAUUUUUUUGUAAUGUAAAAAUUACUUAUGCUCUUAUUGUGAGAUGUAAGUAAGUAUAUUCUGUCUCGGAUUCCACCAUUUAUGCAUUUAACUGUGAAGGCCUGAAAUUUCAAAUUUUUUGUGGAUUCUGAAGAGAAUAUUUGGAGAGUUUUUCUCCUUCUUCUUAUAUUUUACUUCUCAUUUUAUAUGAUCAUUGAACAAAUUCUCAAUCGGCAGAUCAGUGUAUGUAAAGAUUGUUACUUUAGUUUUAUGUUUUGUUUACUCAUCAUUCAAAAUACUUUUUGUUUGUUAUUGUUUCUCUCUUGUUGGCCCAGGUUUAACAUAGGUUCUAAAAGUACCUGCCAAGUUUGAUGUUUCUCUAAGAGCUCCCAAUAAUAUUUCCCUUUAAAAUGAAAUAUUUUGUUGUUAUUGUGAUUGUGCCUUUCUUAGUUCCAAAAUUCAAUUAAAUCAAAUAUUUUUAAAUAUUAUUUUAAAUGAACAGGCUAUAAUAUUCAGGCAAAAUUUCCAUUUAUCAAAUACACAUUUUAUUUUCUGUAGUCUGAAAAAUUGUCUAGUUUUAAUAUUUUUCAUGUAAAUUAUUACGAUUGCUUUCCUUUUUAUAUUUUAUGUCAAUCAGUUUGAAGAGGCAACUAAAUAGGAAAUCAUAACAUUCAGUUAAAUUUUCAAGAUCUCCUCAAUUCUUUGGAGGAAAUUGAAAAUUAUGUCUCAUACACCUUAGCUCCAGGAGAGAUUCUCAUUUUGUAUAGGAAAUUGCAGGUACUCUUGGCACUGUAUUUUAUACUCUCAAUUUUAUCCCCUUAGUUAUUCAUUGACGUUCCCUAUUUUUUAAUCUUUAAUGUACGUAUGAUCAAAAGUUGAUUAUUUGCUUUGCAUAAUAUGAAAUUCAAACACAGUUAAUUGGAUGUAUUUUUGUCAAACAGAACUAUGCGCCAUCGGGGUAGGAAGGUAGAGGGGGGCUUGGAUUGGCGGCGGAACCGGGUGUCGGGCUCAUUUGUUCCUAUACUUGCAAUGCUUUUCCAUGGCACUUAGUUCCGUUUGACAGAAUGCGGUAUCCAGUUUUCUAAAUUCCUCUAAAGGAACUCAAAUUGGCGCUUAGUUCUGUUUGGCAGAAAUACGUCCAAUUGAUGAACAUAAUUUAGGUCAUCAUGAAUUUUAAUGAAUCCUUUCAGAAUUCACUACUAUCUUAAUCUAAUUUUAUUUUAAAAGCAGCCCAUAAUAGAUAAUGGUUUAAAAAAUAAUACUUAAACUAAUCAAACCAAGCAAAAAUAGCACUAUGCCAUAUCUUGGAAUAAAAAGAGCUUAAAGAAGGUAGUUUUGAACUUAACUAGUCAUAUAUUCUGUCCUGUCCAAGAUUCAAAAUUUUACUUUGAAUGUGUAAUUGGUGUAAAACCUCAUGCGCAUUCAAAAUUAAGUCUUGGGAAGGAAUAAAUGUUCCAAUCUAUCUGUCUUUGUUCCAACUUGAUGUAGGUAGCUUAGUUUACCUCUGCUUAGCACACUCCAAAUGACCAUUAGAUUCCUUUUAUGAUGAGGAAAGAGAGCUGCAACAGAAAUUAUUGCACGUUUGCCAUCCUUAUUAUCUUUGAGUUUGCAAUCUGUUUUGGUUAGUGGUAACUUACUCAUUGUUUUUCCUCUUUUUUAUGUAAUUUUUAUAAUAUGUUAAAGUAGUCUUAGUCAAUUUGCAUUUAUUAUUUUUUGUUAUAUGAAAUGUUAAGUAUUAAGUAGGUAUGUAAAAAAUUGUUCCUGCGAUACAUUAGUCAAACAAUGUAAAACAGGGAAACCUUCAAUAUUUGACAUUUUGUAAAAUUAUCCCGAUGGAGACUUCAAUACCUAACGUUAGAAAACUAUUUUUACCAUUUAUUCAAUGAUUUAUAAUGUUAAUUGAUGUUUUGUACAGAGGUAUUUGUUGUGUCUGGAUGACCAAGUUAUUUUGAACAAAAUGAACUCCAUUUUAUUUCUCAUA
This is a messenger RNA of Bemisia tabaci, 5810 nucleotides long. RefSeq names its product microsomal triacylglycerol transfer protein (gene Mtp). Gene Ontology annotation, molecular function: lipid binding. NCBI's taxonomy places the organism in Eukaryota, Metazoa, Arthropoda, Insecta, Hemiptera, Aleyrodidae. Gene Ontology annotation, cellular component: basolateral plasma membrane; Golgi apparatus; endoplasmic reticulum. The record is from RefSeq and is a predicted model, not a curated record. Gene Ontology annotation, biological process: lipid transport; lipoprotein metabolic process.